Molecule: messenger RNA, 1025 nt
Organism: Physella acuta
Lineage: Eukaryota; Metazoa; Mollusca; Gastropoda; Physidae
Source: RefSeq, a predicted model, not a curated record
UAGGCUAUGGCAUUUGGAUAAACAUCAACAGUGGAUUCAUAAAAGAAAAUCUCUUAGUUGAUACAGAUCUAAGUACGUAUAUUUAAAGCAUUGGUGUACAUGGAUUAAAAGUAUCGUAGAAAAGCAUUGUUUUCCCAACCCAGCCAUAGAACAAGUCACUUGUCGGAGUUUGAAAAAUGCUUUUCGCUACUUUAAUUUUGAGUGUGUUUUUUAUCGUUACAGAAAGCGAAACCGAUCAGAACUCUCUUGAAUUUCAAAGAGCAAAUGGAAUCAACGUUACAAUAGAUGGCUACCUACCCCGGUGUCCAGGGUGUGUGGUGUUUGGGAGGGAUCCACUGAUCGUCUAUGGCAAGUUUCAUCUACCAAGGGACAAGUGGCACAUAAUAACGCCAGAUCCCGCGUACACACGACCUCAACCAUCCUUUUUCGUCUCAUUUUGCCGUUCAGGCUGCGAAGACUUAGCCGAUUGGAAAAAAUGGUUUGGGUAUUGCCGGUUUGGAAAGGAUUUCUUCAAACCAGACGGCUGCAAAUUAAAUGAUCAAAUAGUACGAAAAUUGGCCUAUUCCAAUUGCUACUGUGAUGACACUGAACCGAUGCGCUGGUUUGCUUUGAUAGAUCCCUUUUAUUUUAAAAGUCCUUAUAUGAUAAUCCGUGCUGUUUGGGAUGGAGGCGAUAGAACGAAACCAAGAUUUUUUCCACUCCAGAAGCAUAACACAAUUUAUCUCAAGGAUAUUAUUGAUCGUGGCCAUAUUGUUAUGUCUCAAAGAUCUACGAACAGAUCCAAGUCCUGGGCGGCGGAUCUUCUGCUGGAGUUGACCUCAGUUGUCCUGGCCUUUGGUACCGUGGCUUUCUUCAUGUCUUAGGCUGAGAUCCUGCUCAUUGGUGUCCAUUUGGGUGUGACCAUUACAAAUCUCGGAACCAGGCAACUCUGUAUCACCACCAGAUAGAAUGUAAAAUGGCUCAUGUUAGUGUUUCAAUAAAGUUUUAUUUCUAAUUCAUUAAAAGACACAGUCAAUGUUUCUACA